Messenger RNA from Eutrema salsugineum, 4008 nucleotides. Its product is annotated as protein NETWORKED 1C. NCBI's taxonomy places the organism in Eukaryota, Viridiplantae, Streptophyta, Magnoliopsida, Brassicales, Brassicaceae. Gene Ontology annotation, cellular component: plasma membrane. Gene Ontology annotation, molecular function: actin filament binding. The record is from RefSeq and is a predicted model, not a curated record. Bases 268 to 3825 code for a protein of 1185 amino acids. The transcript is spliced from 4 exons.
CUUCUUUUUCAGCGUAAAAAGCAGGAACAGAGCAUAAACGUCGAGCGAAAAAGAGAGAGAGAUCUAGGAAAUGAUACGAUGAGAAAUGCGAAGAACAUAAGGAAGCUGAAGCUAGACUAAGAGAAGAAUAACGAAGCGCUUCUUCUUUCCAUGAAUCUUCGUUUCUCGACGAGCGGUAAUUUGCUAAAUAGGUUGUGAGAUCCUGAGACGAAGGAGUUUUUUGUACACAUACCCUUGUGGUCUGUUCGUAUUUGCUGAUAAAAAAAAAUGGAGGUUGUGGCAAAGAGUAACUCGAAACGUAUGUAUUCAUGGUGGUGGGAUAGUCACAAUACCCCCAAGAAUUCUAAAUGGCUUCAAGAGAAUCUUGCAGAUAUGGAUAGUAAUGUGAAGAAAAUGAUCAAGGUUCUUGAAGAAGAUGCAGAUUCCUUUGCUAGGCGAGCAGAGAUGUAUUACCGUAAACGUCCUGAGCUUAUGAAACUUGUUGAAGAGUUCUAUCGUGCGUAUCGCGCAUUAGCCGAGAGAUAUAAUCAUGCAACCGGCGUACUCCAUCACGCUCAUCAGACUAUAGCAGAAGCGUUCCCAAGCCAAGUGCCUUUGAUAUUUGGUGAUGAGUCACAUGUUGGUGCUUUGACAAAUGAUGUUGAUCCACACACGCCGGAUAUGCCUCCUCCUACUCGAGCUCGGCUUGGCCAGGAUGAGUUUCAAAACUAUGCUUUGAAGAGGAAUAUGGAUUUUAGUGAAGAGCCUCCUUUCAUGAGUAAUGGAAAAGCAAGAAAAGGACUGAACUUUAAUGAUGGAGAAGGAAAAGGAAGAAAUGUUCUCAAGGACCAAAUUCUUUCAGAAUCUGAAAGAGCUUGCAAAGCUGAGGCUGAAGUUUUGGCUCUAAAAGAUUCACUUUCUAGAAUGGAGGCUGAGAAAGAAGCUAGGUUAGCUCAGUUUGAGAAGAAUUUGGAGAGACUCUCAAAUCUAGAAUCUGAAAUAUCUCGUGCACAAGAAGACUCAAGAAGACUUAAUGACAGAAGCGCUAGUGCAGAAGCUGAAAUCCAAACCCUCAGAGAAACCAUUGGCAAGCUAGAGUCUGAAAAAGAAUCCAGCCUUCUGAGGUAUCAGCAAUGCCUGGAAAAGAUAGCUGAUUUGGAAGAUGGAAUCUCUGUAGUCCAUAAGGAUGCUGGAGAAAUAAACGAGCGAGCCAACAAAGCUGAAGCUGAAACUCUCGCCUUGAAGCAGAGCCUUGCUAAAGCUGAAACUGACAAGGAAGCUGCUCUUAUCCAAUACAGGGAUUGCUUGAAAACGGUAGCUAACCUAGAAGAGAGACUGAGGAAGGCUGAGGAAGAUUCAAGGCUUAUCAAUGAGCGGGCUGAAAAUGCUGGGGUAGAAGUUGAAAACUUGAAGCAAAAGAUCUCGAAAUUGAUCGAGGAUAAGGAAGCUUCUCAACUUCAAUACCAAAAGUGCCUUAAUAUAAUUGCGGAUCUAAAACUCAAACUAUACCAUGCUCAAGAGGAAACACAAAGGCUUAGCAGCGAAUUACAGGAUGAAGUUGCUAAGUUGAAAUUUUCUGAGGAGAAAUGCAUUGUGCUUGAGAGAUCAAAUCAGAAUCUUCACUCUGAGCUGGAUGGUCUCUUGGAGAAACUAGGGAGUCAAAGUCAGAAGCUCACGGAGAAGCAAACAGAGCUGGUCAAAUUGUGGAGUAGUGUACAAGAAGAGCAUUUGCGUUUCCAAGAAGCUGAGACCGCGUUUCAAACGCUACAGCAAUUGCACUAUCAGUCUCAAGAGGAGCUAAAUAAUUUGGCUGUGGAACUUCAAACCAGGUCUCGAAUCAUGAAUGACAUGGAGAUCCGAAACAGUGAGCUGCAUGAGGAAAUUCAGCAAGCCAAGGUUGAGAACAAAGGUCUCAGUGAGCUCAAUCUCUCUUCGGUAGUAUCAAUUAAAAGUUUGCAAGAGGAUGUCUCAAGUUUAAAGGAAACAAUAAGAAAACUUGAAGCAGAAGUUGAACUAAGAGUGGACCAGAGAAAUGCUCUGCAGCAAGAAAUAUAUUGUCUUAAAGAGGAAUUAAGUCAGGUAGGCAAGAAACACCAGUUGGUUGAGUUGCAGGAGGAAAACUCGACCUUAAAAGAGUGCAAUGAGAUUGAAAAAAGCGAAAAUAUGGCUUUUCUAGAGAAGCUGGAAACUAUGGAAACACUUGUUCAGAAAAACCUUGUGUUGGAAAACUCUAUAUCAGAUUUGAAUUUUGGGUUGGAAGCAAUCAAGGGAAAGCUGAGCAUGUUGAGGGAAGCUUGUCAGUCACUCUCAGAAGAGAAAUCAGGUCUUAUUUCUGAGAGCCAACAAACCGCCAUUGAGAACAUCGUCCUUGUUGAAUUUCUUCGACAACUCAAUUCAGAAGCAGUUGGUAUAGCAACAGAGAAGAAGAACCUUGAGGGUAAGGCAAGGAAGACUGGUGCUAAGUUAAUAGAUGCAGAAACUGAGAAUUUGCAGUUGAAGAGAAACCUGCUUUCUGUAAGAUCAGCCAAAGAUCAUUUAGAAGAUGAGGUCGCUAAUGUGAAGGAUCAGUUACGUGAGAAGCAGAAGGAACUUGAAAAAAUCAAAGUUGAGAAAGAAAUGUUGAAUCAAGAGGUUUUUAAAGAGAGGAGUCAAACUGAAUUGUGGGAGUCCCAAGCUGCAACAUUCUUCUGCGAUAAGCAGAUCUCGGUUGUACAUGAAACAUUGAUUGAAGCGAUGACUCAUGAGCUAGCUGAAGCCUACAACAAUCUUGAAAAGCUUAAAAGCAGCCAAGCCUUAGUCUUGUUGAAUGAAAGCAUUAAAUCUUUGGAGGAUUAUGUUUCCGUGUGCCGUGGAUCUGUGGAUGAACUUUCAAAGGGCGAUGGUUCAAUGGAUGAAUUCCCCAAGUUGGAAGAUAUGUGUUUGAGAAUCAAAGCCAUUGCAGAGGCAGUAAUGGAAAAGGAAAAGUUUUUGAUGCUUGAGAACUCGAAUACCAACUCUAUGCUCGAGGCAGCAUUGAAACAAGUCAAAGAACUGAAAAACGGCGGCGGAAGAAGCAUGAGGAAGCAAGAAGGUGGCAAAAUGCGGAAGCAGAGUCACGAAAUGGAGAUAAUAACGAAAGAUAUCGUUCUUGAUCAAACCUCCGAUGGAUCACCAUACGAGAUCAUAAGUAAGAAAGGCACUUUGGAGUUAGAUGGUCACAGUUUCUUUGAGUUAAAGCCGGUGAAGACUCAUCACAAGACAGAAACCGCGGUUAGAGCGAAAGGUAAAUCUUUGUCUGAAGAGUCAUUUGUCGUCGAUAAAUUAGAGAUUUUCGACGGAUUCAUGGAUCCGAUCAGAGAAGUAAACAAGAGGAAAAUUCUAGAAAGACUUGAUUCGGAUUUACGGAAGCUGGAGAAUCUUCAGAUCACUGUAGAAGAUUUGAGAAACAAAGUCGAAACAGAAGAGAAGGACAAGAAGAAAGUUGGAGGUGAAGAGUAUGAAACGAUCAGAGGACAGCUGGAAGAAGCAGAUGAAGCAAUAGAGAAACUGUUUAACGUCAAUCGAAAGCUGACCACAAAAGCCGAAUCAGAGGAGGAGAGUAGUCGAAGAAGGAGAAUAUCGGAACAGGCGAGAAGAGGUUCAGAGAAGAUUGGGAGGUUACAGUUGGAGAUACAGAGGAUUCAGUUUCUGUUGAUGAAACUUGAAGGAGAGAAAGAGAAACGAACUAGGUCGAAGAUUUCAGAUACCAAUUCUAAAGUUCUUCUUAGGGAUUAUAUCUAUGGUGGAACGAGAAGCAUAUCGAUGAAGAAGAAGACUAAGAAACGGUCUACGUUUUGUGGUUGCGUUCAGCAGCCGCGGUCUCCUUAAACGUUGUUGCAAACUGUUGUUACUUCACUCGCAAGUAACAAUACAUUCAUGUGAAUGUGGAAUCAAAGUUAAAUUUAACAGUGUUUGCGAUUAUGUUUCUGAACGCAGUAGUAGUGCGUUUAAAUAACAGACUGUAGCUUUUCAACGCUUUGUUUCUUGAUGAAAAUAUAACUCUCUUUAGCA